Penicillium odoratum is the source of this 1236-nucleotide messenger RNA. RefSeq names its product ribonucleotide-diphosphate reductase subunit RNR2. Gene Ontology annotation, biological process: deoxyribonucleotide biosynthetic process. The transcript is spliced from 4 exons. The coding region runs from base 1 to 1236 and encodes 411 amino acids. Gene Ontology annotation, molecular function: oxidoreductase activity. NCBI's taxonomy places the organism in Eukaryota, Fungi, Ascomycota, Eurotiomycetes, Eurotiales, Aspergillaceae. The record is from RefSeq and is a predicted model, not a curated record.
AUGGCUGCCCAGCUCACCCCGUCGAAGCAGGCUGCUUCCUCCCUCGAGAACCUCAAGAUGAGCGACUCCCCCGUCAAGAAGCUCGACUUCCAGUCCGUCGGCAAGGAGAAUGUCCCCUCCUUCAAGGCUGUCGACGCACCCACAGAGAAGGCCGUUGUUGAGGCCCCCAAGACUGCGGCUGGUAUCAAGGCUCUUGAGGCCAGUGAGCCCCUCCUGCAGGAGAACCCCCACCGUUUCGUCCUUUUCCCUAUCAAGUACCACGAGGUCAGUCACGUCGCCGACGCGUUCACGCGUAAAGUGAUCUGGCAGAUGUACAAGAAGGCCGAGGCUUCUUUCUGGACCGCUGAGGAGAUCGAUCUCUCCAAGGAUCUGCACGACUGGCACAACCGCCUGAACGAUGAUGAGCGUUACUUCAUCUCCCACGUGCUUGCUUUUUUCGCUGCUUCCGAUGGUAUUGUCAACGAGAAUCUGGUUGAGCGUUUCAGUGGAGAGGUCCAGGUUCCCGAGGCUCGCUGCUUCUACGGUUUCCAGAUCAUGAUGGAGAACAUUCACUCCGAGACCUACUCUUUGCUCAUUGAUACCUACAUCAAGGAGCCCAAGCAGCGCACCUACCUUUUCGACGCUAUUGACACCAUUCCCUGCAUUGCCAAGAAGGCCAAGUGGGCUAUGCAAUGGAUCCAGGAUGAUGAGUCCACCUUCGCUCAGCGUUUGGUUGCCUUCGCUGCCGUUGAGGGUAUCUUCUUCUCUGGCUCUUUCGCUUCCAUCUUCUGGUUGAAGAAGCGUGGCCUCAUGCCUGGUCUGACUUUCUCCAACGAGCUGAUCUCCCGUGACGAGGGUCUGCACACUGACUUUGCUUGCUUGUUGUUCUCCCACCUUAACAACCGCCCCAGCCAGGAGAUGGUUGAGAAGAUCAUUGUUGAGGCUGUCGGUAUUGAGCAGGAGUUCCUGUCUGAUUCCCUGCCCUGUGCCCUGCUUGGCAUGAACGCCAAGCUCAUGUGCCAGUACAUCGAGUUCGUUGCUGAUCGUCUUCUGGUUGCUCUUGGCAACAAGAAGUACUACAACUCUACCAACCCCUUCGACUUCAUGGAGUCCAUCUCCCUGGCUGGAAAGACCAACUUCUUCGAGAAGCGUGUUGGUGACUACCAGAAGGCCGGUGUCAUGGCCAGCGCCCAGAAGCCUGCCGAGGGUGAUGACAAGCCUGCCAGCCACGGCCUGAACUUCGAUGAGGACUUCUAG